UUAGUUCAACGCGACCACUAUAAUAAUAAAUAAAUCGUCUUCACGCGGAUGAAGGCCACAUUUAAAACAACUAACCAAUAAUAUAUAAAUACAAUUUAAUUGCAUUACAGUAUAAUGUUAUUUUAAUUUAUUAUAAGUGAGUUCAAAUAUAGCGUCUGAGUUAAAGCACUAUGAUGAAAUAUGACACCAUAGUUAUCGGUCUCGGUGCUGCCGGUACAACUGCAGCUUCUGCACUCGCUAAGGCCGGCAAACGAGUCUUAGCUUUAGAAGCACAGGACAGGAUUGGAGGACGAGUCCAAACCGUGCCGUUCGGUGAUGGGGUCGUUGAACUCGGAGCUGAAUGGAUACACGGAACGGAACCCAGUGUUGUCUAUGAUUCAGCUAUAGAUAACAAUGUUAUGGUAUUACCACAGGAUAUUUACCUUAAUGUGUAUAAAUCUGACGGCACUCCCGGUAACUCAGAACUGAUAAAUGAAUUGGUCGACUAUGCCCUUGAAAUGACAUCCAAUAUCACAGGCCCAGCGAGGCCAUUAGGUUUAUAUCUGACUGAUAAGUUGAACGAGUAUAUCAAAGAGAGACAUCCGGAACUGGUACACGAUCGUGAGUUUUUGAGCGAGUUCCUAUCGAUAAUGGACCUUAUUGUAGACAACUUAGAGUCCUCUAACGAUUGGUACGACGUUAGCACCUUGACGAAUUACAGGGAACUGGGAGGUCACCAGCAUAUGAGCUGGCACAGGCAUGGUUACAAGACAUUCUUCGAUAUUCUACUGAACACAUAUGAGAACGGCCCCGGCUGGCCGACGUUGGACAUCAAAUUGAACAAAGAAGUGAAAUUAAUAAAAUGGCCGCGAGAUUCGUCUGGAGACGUUGAGGUGACCUGUGCUGAUGGAAGUGUCUUCACCGCUGAUAAUGUCAUAGUGACGGUGUCACUCGGAGUGUUGAAGGAGAGAAAAACGAGUCUAUUCGAACCGUCGCUGCCGGCGGGAAAAAUUAAAGCAAUCAACGUGAUUCCUAUAGGAGUUAUGAACAAGAUUAUGUUGAAAUUCGAUAAAUUAGACCUUCCGAGCGGUAACUUCUACGGUUUCCUUUGGAAGUCUGAGGACAAGGCGCGCGUUUGUCCCGAAGACGGCUGGACAACAAAGAUUUUCGGCGCCAGCACUCCGUUGAGCAAUACUAACGUGUUGACCCUCUGGACGAGCGGGAUACAUGGGCUUUUGGUGGAGGCCAUGCCAAGUGACGUCGUGAUGAAGAAGUCAAUGGAACUGAUAAGGAGAUUCAUGGGGAAGGUCGCGGAUAUCCCGGAGCCGACUGGCAUAUUGAUGUCCAAGUGGUUCUCUAACCCGUAUACCAGAGGCAGUUACACCUACGACAACCUCGUAGUCACUGACUAUCCUGAUGCUAGGGCCACCUUGGAAGCUCCCCUGAGAGAUUCCACCGGAGCCCUAAAAGUCCUAUUCGCGGGUGAGGCGACGAAUAGCAAUCACUUUUCGACCGUUCACGGCGCCAGCGAAACCGGUCUGAGGGAAGCGAAGCGUAUUUUGCCGAACAGCAAGCUCUAAAACGCAAUAAAAAAACUAAGGCUGGCCAUAAAUAUUUUCAUAUUAUACGUAUUUCCCCAAACUUAUUCGUAGCCCGACAUUUUUCACGAAUGUUUAUAUUUUGAUAGACAUAUCUUAUUAUAUACUCGUCUCAAUAUACAUUUACCCGACUGACGGUCGUUUCGUACACUUUAUACAGCUUUAUUAUAACGAUCCAGAGCA
Danaus plexippus (monarch butterfly) is the source of this 1760-nucleotide messenger RNA. RefSeq names its product spermine oxidase-like. The transcript has 7 exons. Bases 171 to 1559 code for a protein of 462 amino acids. Gene Ontology annotation, molecular function: polyamine oxidase activity. NCBI's taxonomy places the organism in Eukaryota, Metazoa, Arthropoda, Insecta, Lepidoptera, Nymphalidae. The record is from RefSeq and is a predicted model, not a curated record.